Lethenteron reissneri (Far Eastern brook lamprey) is the source of this 6294-nucleotide messenger RNA. RefSeq names its product MARVEL domain containing 1 (gene MARVELD1). Gene Ontology annotation, cellular component: membrane. Gene Ontology annotation, molecular function: structural constituent of myelin sheath. NCBI's taxonomy places the organism in Eukaryota, Metazoa, Chordata, Hyperoartia, Petromyzontiformes, Petromyzontidae. Gene Ontology annotation, biological process: myelination. The record is from RefSeq and is a predicted model, not a curated record.
CCGAAGCCUGCACACGCAACAACAAAAAAACGCAGCCUCACGGAAGCCCUCGGAAACAGCCAAGCGCCGUGAUUCUGCAACACGGAACCUGGGCAAUCCGUCCGUCCACAUGAUCGACGCGACAGCAUUCGUGGUAUCGAUCAGUCCACAGUAAACUUGGCUGAUUCCACGCGUGGUAGUGGCCGAAUAAAGCAAACCCAAAGACGCGUCGGGGACUGCAGCAGUGCGUGAAGGAGAGUAGCGGGGAGGGACGCGCAGAGAGACAUUCCAGCGAGCCGCGCCCGGCUGCAACCCGCAGCGCAACGGACAAAGGUGGGAACCAACAAAACAAUCAUCACCACAACCACCACAAAUCUACCAGCACAAGUACUGUAAAACAACUAACAACCACCACCACAAAUCUACCAGCACAAGUGCUGUCCACUAAAUAACAACCACUAUCCACCAGCACAAGUACUGUACGAGAAGACUAACCACCGCCACCAACAACAACAACCAUCCACUCAAUCUGAAAUCGACCAUCCACACAACAACAACAGCCGACAACGACGCAUCGUCGGCAAUGGCUCAGUCACCGAGCGGCCCCACCAGCGGCCAACAACAACAGCAACAGCAGCAACAGCAGCAAGCGGCCACCACCAGCAGCACCAGCAAGGCGAGCCGCCUCUCCGUGGACCGAGUCUACGCACGAAGCGUCCCGGGCGCGCUGCGCGCCGCUCAGCUCCUGGCCAGCACCGCGGCGUGGCUCUGCGUGGCGUGCACGCGAUACCGCGGCGCGUUGCAUUUCGUCGUGUUCGCCGCCGUCACCUCGUGGCUGCUCACGCUCGCCGCCUACGCGACAGCCCUACUGGGGCUGGGAUUAGCGCGCAAGCGACAGGAUCGAGGAGGUGGCGGUGGAGGAGUUGGAGGUGGCCAUCGGCUCGGUUGGCUGGCGUGCAACGCGUGCGGGGACUGCGGGUGCGCUCUGCUCUGCGUCGCCGCGUGCGCCGUCGCUGCGCACGCGGCGCGCGCGCACUCCUUUUGUGACGUCACGGGCUACCGAUCCAGCUGCCCGCAUCGCGCGUACGUGGCAGCAUCGGUCCUCUGCGGCCUCUGCGCGCUCCUCUACGCCACCUCUGCGCUCCUGCACGGACUCAAGUGGCGGCGGCUGCGGCAGGAGGAGCGGCAGGGCAGCGAGCGGCCGGCUGCCCUCGCUUGAAUCACGUGGCAGACGUUUGAUGUCGUCUUUCAGUCUGCCGCACCCUGUCUGUUUAUGCCCAACGUCCUAGUGUUCGUCCCACUAUCGUUGUUGACUCCUUGUUUGGUUUUCUCACCCUGCUCACGUCCGCCCCACCGUCUCUGUGUUUCUUUUGUUCUUCCCGACAUUCCUCUGUCCAUCAUGCGAACUCUGUCCGUCCCCCACAAUCCUCUACGUUCCUCUGGACCCUCUUUCGUCUUCCCACAAUCCCUUUGUCGGUUCAUCUCUCGUCGUGUCAAUCCCUCCUGCUGAUGCCAGCUCCCCUGUACUGUUACAAACUGAUUGGCUGGCAUGGCAUGGGUCUUGAUUGACUGCCUCUGAUGUUACAUUUCAUAGGUCAUAGUGCCUGUAUCAGUAUUGUUUGUUUAACUGCUCAAUCCUUUAUUCAAAGUGUCAACUGCCUCUUUCUGGCAACUUGAUGUAUUUGUUUAGGUGGAGCCAAGACUUGGGGUGUGUCAUAUGUGGCUUUUCCAGAAAUGUACAUAUAUGUUGAGAUGAGCUUUUAGAGUCAUCUUUGUGUAACCACCUAUGUGUUGUCCAUGGCUGGGUCAUGUAGCAUGGAUGCCUAACCACAGGAUGCCCAAGCAGGUUCUGUUUGGCCGGAUAGAGUAGGAUAAACGGGCAUGACACGGGCUGGAAAAGAGACGUACUGAUGCGGUACGGGAGGAUGUGGAGCUAAGUGGACUUGCCAAAGACUGGUACCAGCGGUGUCAAGAUCGGCCUCUAUGCAGGAGGCUCGUGAAGGACGCUACUGGUCAGUUGGAGACAGUCACCCUCCAGCAACAACGGAGGGCAGAGGAGUGACGCUCACAACAACGAGCGGAGCGCCGGGCGGAUAAAAUUAAGCAAGUUGGCAAAGUAGGGGGCACAGUUGGUGCAUCUGCCAGUCGUCUCAGUCAGCCCAUGGCACCUGGGUCUGUCUCGUGACCUGUCCGCGAGCCUUCGACACUUCACGUGGCCUCAAAGUGCACCUGACCUGGCACAGGUGCCGUGGUGGCGGGUAUUGGUAUAUAUUGGUAUUGGUUCAUAAGAGCAGGGAGUGACUACAGAUUUGGUGGUGACUGCCUUUUAAUCAUGUAUUACAUAUUGGGCUAUAGGAAGUCACAAGAGAUUAAGAAUUCCAUGUCCUAGAGAAGGGAAAGAUGGCACCCUCAUCAACAGUCUCAUAGCGAGAAAUGAAAGUGAGUGACCACAGACGUAGUGGCAAUGACUAUUUCAACCAUACGUGGAACUUGUAAAAGAGCCAUAUGAGGAUUACAGCCAUAUGAGGCCUACCACUUCCAAAUAGCCCGUAAUGACACCUAUCACUACAAGCAUCUUAGCUGCACUAAUCGGGUGCAAGAGGGAAGUUUCUUUCAACCAUUUCUGAUUUCAGCAUGCUCAGUCACUUCUGUUAUCUCAAGGGACUUUUUCAAUGACAACAUUUGGGUGUGGGUUAAUGUUUGGCCUACCAGAUGUGUCUGGAAGUCUGAGAUUUGACCCUCAGUAUUUAUAAAUAACUAUAAUAGUCUGAAUACAAUAUAGGCAACUGGCCGAAUAAAUUUUGUUCUGACUGGAGCAGUAAAUAACUGUUACAUUAACAAUGAUGCCAAAUAAAAUACCACAAUAAAAUUCUAGCAAUUCACUUACCAACACACCAAGUGAACCAAAUCAGAAUAGACCACGGUCAGGUUAGGGUCUUUCUAAACGACUCACGUAAUGACACGAGGUCCCCAGUUAUAGCUCCAGUAAUUGCCUCUGCAUUUUGGUUAAAGACUACAUUUUUACGUGUAACAAACUUUUUUACAAAUGUUAUCCAUAAACUGGCAUGCUUUGACCCCACACCUAUUUGGCUGUUGUCUGGCCAACCGAAAGUUAUGCAAUAAUCUGAACCACAAGUCCUGUACGCGAUGUGCAGACAGAAUACUACGAAUCUGCAGAUCAGAUAGUGAUUUCUGACAUUUGCUCACGAGACAACUUUAUUUGAUUGGCUAUGUCGGGUAGUGGAGGCUUAUAGUGAAAAAUUGGUAUUAUAAAUACACGAUCUAACCAUAAAAAUGUUUUAUUAAUCAUUGGUCGUGAAAGGCUACGUAUAAAAAUAAGCUGUUUUGUUGAACGUAUUUAUAUCAUUUCGUAGUGAGAAUGAUAGCAUGCUAAGGUUGCUCAUGUAGUGUUAAGUAUUCAAAUAGCCACGCUUGCAUCGUCAUAGCUUGUGAAACGAACACGGUAUCGCAGAAUACAGGAGCCUUCCAUGAGGAGUGAAUGUACCAUUCCAAUCGGUAUGUUUACUAAGUAUACUGCUGUGAACUCUUGUCAAAUGCAAUGCACUGUUUAUACGUAUAACGAUGGUACAGCAUAAUUCACAUUUGAGUUAUGCAUCAUUAUUCCAUGUGCAUAAGCCAACUCUAGUCAAAGUGUGGGAUACAUUUACAGUUUUUUUUAUUACAUUGAUUACAUUGAUAAUGAUUACAUUGAUGCCUUCUAAAGCACUACCAUCAAUAACUGGCUUAUGAGAUUGCGCUGCCUCCAACAACAUGAAUGUUAGUGGUAUAUAUAAAUAGCCAUUGUUAAUCCACUGCUGGAUGACGGCUUGCCCACACUUUGUCAAUCAUAGGGAUUGUUGACUAUACUUCACCACGCUGGUCGGCGCAGGUUGGUGAAGUGUUAGAGGACAGGAGCAGGUUGGAUAUCGCUCGCCACUAAUGUUAGCCGUGGCAGGGAAAUAAACUCUGGUUGCUGGGUUCAUAGCACAUUGCACUAACCACCGAACCCCUAGUGGUGUACACAUUUUAGGAAUGUGCUCAUGAGCAUAUUCAAUUAAUAAUGAACCAAGUACAUAUUUUUAUAUUUGCUAUUUUUUUCAUUUAUCUCCCUCAUCGGAAUUCCAGCCUUAUCUGAAACUGACAAAAAGUGACCAAUUCCUAAACAGCCUCAGAAUUAACAGUACUGUUUUGUAUAUUUAUUACGUUUUCUACCAGCAUUGCUUUUUUUUUAUAUUAACACGAAGUUUUAUAAAUGUGUUAGCGGUGUGUGCAUGUAAAAUUACGCGGGAACAAAAUGUACCAAAUGUAUCCGUGGGCAAAGAACACAAGCUGAGACCCGUAACAUUGAGGAUAUGUGGCUCCAUGGUUUUUAGCCAAACCAAUGCAAUGAAAGAAAAAAAUCACUAGGUAAGGCCCAAUGAGCUAUAUAGCUCUUUCUCAGAAGCGACUUGGCAAUCACAAAUGAUAGCUAAAAGAAGUGGCUUAUCAUGUAGACACUUAGAGCAGCCAAAUCCUGUAAACGCGUGUUUAUAAACGUGAAGGGAAAAACCGGAGGACCCGGAUAAAAAAAAUCUACGCGACCACAGGGAGAACAUGCAAACUCCAAAUAUACAGGCGUCAGGGUCGGGAUCGAAUCCACGACCUCCUGUAUACCGGGCGAGGCAGUUAACAUCUCACCACCGUCUAACAAAGAACGUGGCGGUGGAUAUUUCGUUGGAAGUGAUGCACAAGCACAAUUAACAAAGACACGCAACACACUUGUUAACAAGACUUCCUUAAAAACAUUAAGUCUAUAGGGUGGCCCAAAAGUCAGGACACAUAGGGUUUUUUCAUUUAUUUUAACACUGGCAAUCAAACAUUGCAAUUGUUUCUUCUUUCAGUUAUUGUAUUUUGUCUAUUAUUAUCAUCAUCUAUUUUUCUUCUUCCUAUGGGGUCACUUCAAAUCCGUCGUUUACAAAAUUUACCCAAAAACCCCAGGAUUAAUUGAAACAAAAAAGAAUUGAUCAAUGUUCGAAGAUAAUCUUUUUUGUUAAGUCCGAAAUACAUUUCAAAUGAUAAUUCAUUCACGCAUUAAUGUUAACGGAAGUCAGUUUGAACAUUCGUUUAAAAAAAUAAGCCGAUAUGAUUUAUAUUCUUGGUUCUUUCGGUAAAGUCACGUAGAACGGAAAUAAUAAAAUUAUAAAAAUAAAGAAACAAUAAAAAUGAUCACGACGUUUCGACAGCAACAUCAGGUGUGAAAUCCACAGCAAGAAAAUUAAUGGAAGUCAGUUUGAAUUUUUUUUUCUUGCUGUGGAUUUCACACCUGAUGAUGAUUGCUUGUGUUGCAAUCGAAACGUCGUGAGAAUUUUUAUUUUUUUAUAUUUGUAUUAUUUUAUUAUUUCCCUUCUACGUGACUUUACCGAAAAGAACCAAGAAUAUGAAUCCCUGCAGUCACGAAAGCUUAAAAUAAAAAAUUAAAAUCCGAUAUGAUUUGUUAAAAUAAAUACAUUCACACUGUGUCCUGACAUUAGGGCCACAUACACUGUACCAAAUUACAUUCCUGCAUCACCUGCACAAUCAUUGUAUUGUACAUGUACUCCCAUCAUGUAAAUCCACUGCUGGGUGAGGGGCUCCCCAUGGCAUACAGGCUAUGGGAGCUAUUUGACCGUACGUCACCACACUGAUCACUACAGUAUAGGUUGGUAAAUGCAGGGAGCAUACAUGAGUACAGUAUAACAAUGUAUAUUUACGCACUACACCUUGGCUUCUCAGCACAUAACCCCGCUGCCUAUAGAACCUGUCAUGCAUGACCGUGUCACUACAUCUAAGCACUAUCCAGGCCAAAUCUUUGCUUAGCUUUUGAAAACUGACGAGGUUGUGGUGCAUUCUGGGAGAUUCGGUCACAGUCGUAAGUUAUUUGCACGACUGAAUAUAAAACGCGUAAUUGUUCAGUGUGGUGCAGUAAUGAACAAAUACACGGUGUACAAUCUCCGCAAGUAAAUCAUGGGAGGAGAUAUUUGUUUACAUAAAAAAAUAUAUAACUGCCAAGUUGAAACAUUUGUUGGGUUUUUUUAAAAAGUAUUCGUUGAAAUUUAACAUUUGAAAUAACAUGCCCUUUUUUGUAAUGUUCGUUAAAGGUACAUGUUUCUUUGUUAUGUUUACAUUCGCCUUUAAAAAAUAAUUGUAGAACACGAUUUCCGUAUAGGCUACGGACUGUAUCAUCAUUCCCAACGUUUGCUAAACCAAUGCAGUUUUGUACAAGGGCUAUGUAAUCUCUUACCGUUGAAACAGCUGUCAUUUUAGUGUUAAUACAAAAUAAAUCAUUACUAGACAACG